CACAUACGUCCCAGCGUCUGUUUCAUAAAGUUUCCACUGCCACAAGUUAUUACCAGCUCCACCGUCAAGUUCCAUGAUUCCCGGCUCCACAUAAAAAAGCCACAAUCAAAGGUGUCGCUUCAGUCCUUCAACUGCAGAGCCCACUUCCGGUCCGGCGCUCCUUGUCAGCAUGUCUCAGAAGCUCUCCCAGCGCCACUCCGAGACGACGAGCAUUCGACCAAUAAACGAGACGGCCGUCAUUGGGGUGAUUCCUGCAGGUUUGACCGACAGCCCUAAAUACCCGAACGGAUGGUCAAGGAUCAGGGAAUAUAUACGGGAGCCCGCUGCAGAGUUCCUUGGUACUAUGAUCCUUAUUAUCUUUGGCUGCGGUGGUAAUUGCCAAGUCGUCCUGUCGUCAAAUACAGCAGUUUCUGCCACCGCUAAGGGGGAGUACCUUUCUCUUAACUUCGGUUGGGCUGUCGGUGUAGCUUUGGGUGUUUUGGUUUCUGGUGGAGUAUCCGGGGGUCACCUUAACCCAGCGGUAACCCUCGCCCUUGCCUCCCUCCGUGACUUCCCAUGGAGAAAAGUUCCCUAUUAUAUCCUUGCCCAACUGCUUGGUGCCCUUUGUGGCGGUGGAAUCAUCUACGCCAACUACUACCAUGCUAUUAAUGCUUACGAGGGGGGGUCUGAUGUUCGCACCAUCUCGGGGACGGGCGACCUUUUCGCAACCUACGCGGCUGACUACAUGACUUCGGUGUCCUGCUUUUUCUCAGAGUUUUUGGCAUCUGCUAUGCUUAUAAUCGCUAUUUUGGCUGCCACGGACAAGAGGAAUGGCCCAGUCUCUGUCUGGCUCGUCACACUCACAGUCUUUACUGCUAUUCUUGGUAUCGGUCUCGCGUUGGGUAUGGAGACUGGCUUCGCCAUCAACCCGGCGCGUGACUUUGGUCCUCGGCUCUUGACUGCUAUGGUCGGUUAUGGAAAAGAUGUGUUCACAUUCCGGAACCAGUACUGGCUCUGGUGCCCCAUUCUCGCCCCCAUUCUUGGUAUGCAAGUUGGAGGGUUGGUCUAUGACCUUCUUAUCUACACCGGCUCGGAAAGUAUCGUCAACAAGUCGAUCGUAGCACCACAGAGACACACGGGCACUCUCCCAGAUCACAAUAGAACGGCAAGCGGUGCGACCGCAGUUUGAUGAACACUCGCUCUGGCAUUUAUGACUUGUCAGUUUCCAUUUACGAGUUAUCACUCUAUUUCGAUUUACCUUGUUAUGGGAUUGUUUUACCAUUUGCUUUGGCUUGUAAGGUUCAAAUACAGUAUGACAUACCAAUGAUUACUAUCUCCAAG
Pisolithus orientalis is the source of this 1320-nucleotide messenger RNA. RefSeq names its product major intrinsic protein superfamily membrane channel protein. Gene Ontology annotation, biological process: glycerol transmembrane transport; water transport. The transcript is spliced from 9 exons. Gene Ontology annotation, cellular component: plasma membrane. The coding region runs from base 170 to 1168 and encodes 332 amino acids. The record is from RefSeq and is a predicted model, not a curated record. Lineage: Eukaryota; Fungi; Basidiomycota; Agaricomycetes; Boletales; Pisolithaceae. Gene Ontology annotation, molecular function: glycerol channel activity; water channel activity.